GAAGCUAAUUAGACUGCAACUGUCCUGUCAGGGGCAGCGGAGGACCAUCAGCCGCAGCGAACUCUUUGCCAGUACACCGCCUCUGUUUCCUCGCUCACAACGUUGGGCUGUACAGUCCGUCAGUGGAGCUGAAUAUUAUUUGACAAUUUUGAGAGCGGAUAAAAAGCCAGGAAGUGAAGCUUGCGUAUCUAGUCAGGGAGAUUAUGGAGCCGCCAUCUGCUCCCAUCGUUAUCUGCGAACAGAAAUAGGACCAUCCUCAGGACCGUUCAGCAUGGCGGAAUCAACAGAGCACUUUGGUGGCGAGGACGACACACCUGUAAGCAUGUUCCACUACAUCAACAGGAAAGCACUGGCUUCAUUCGAGCUCAUCUUCUGUAUAUCUGGCCUCGUGACAAACUUUGUAGUAAUCGCCGGCAUCCUGCUGGAGCCCAAACUACGUCGAUCCUCCAAACACUUUAUCAUAGUGAAUAUCUGCAUCGUUUGCCUGAUCCAGAUCGGGGUGCUCGGAACGACCAACACAUACAGCUCUAUUACAAACCAUUACAUAGUGGGGCCAGAUAACUGCUUCUCAAUCGUAUUAGAAGCUAUCGGUUACUUUAACGUGUCAGUGGUAUUAAUGUUGGUAACUGCUUUGUGUAUUGACGCAUACCUAGACAUGCUCCUCCCGCACACGACGGGCAAGAAGAUCCGAGUGUGUGUUGCCACCGAGUUGAUCCUGUGCAGCUGGUUCGGGAGUGCCAUCCUCAUCGUGCCCCUCGUGGUGUACGGAAAGAUCCAGCCGACUUCCUGUGACUUCGACCUGAAGGAGAAGUACCGCACCAUGCUCGGCCUCCUCCACUACCUACCCCAGGCAGUCAUCGUAUUCUUCCUAGGCAUGCUGCUCUUACUCUGCACACUAAUCAAACGUGGCCGGGAUUCGCUUACACAACGACCUAACGAGUUCCCGAUCGAUAUCCUUGUGGCUUGUCUUAUUGUUAUUACUCUCAACCUCCCAUUCUCUGUGUUCUCCACGGCCUUCAACUACUGCUCCAAGGAGGAAGGCGACGCUUGUGCAUCAAUGUACACAUUCUGGGCGGUGUCCUCCAGGCUAAGUUUCUCCACGUUUGUGGUGCUUCCUUAUGUAUGGAUGCUCAGCAAGGCCAUCAGACAAAGCCUACAUCGUGUUUUGUGCUGCUGCUCCAAACAACCCAACGUAAACAGAAACAGCUACGUCAGCGUUUACACUGACAACGACCUAAGACUGUAGAUAUAUUAGCAACAACAAAUGUAAGAUCAUGAUUGACCAUACAGACUUUACAUAAGGUAGUUAUAUGAGGCAAUGACUGUUCUGCUGUGAUUCCGAACAUGCUAUACUGUCCGAAAGGAAUCUGACAAAGAUCACCCUUUGGCAUGGCAAGGUCUUGCAUUGACAGACAUCAUUUUUAAAUAUACACCCCUCAUCAUACCUUUAUGGUUUAGAGCUAAGUCGACAAUGAAUUACUGAAAUAGUGAGCCUUUACAUUAACAGCCACUCAGCAUUGUCUUUAUACACACACUAACCUAUGAUUGUGGGUUCGAAUCCCGGUUCGCCCGAUUAUGUUUCUAGGUUUGUCAGCACCAUACCCGUGCUCGUGGGUACCGAAGUGGUAAAUGUCUGAGACCUGCAUCACUUCGGGCUUCUCCCACAUUAAGCUGACACGCCGCGAUAUAACUGGAAUACUGUUAAAAGUGGCGUUAAACCCAACUCACUCACUCACUUAUACACGCACUGCUUGUCUAUCAAGAUAGCUUGGACUUAGGACAAGAAAAAAUGUUUUUCAGGAAAUACUGGAAGAUAUAUUAAACUGUAAGUAGUCGCGGUCAUCGGAUCCUGGCACGCAACGCUGUACAGCGAAUUGAGGCGCUUUUGGUCACUAGGCUGCCCUUGUCCUCAAGUGCAAAACUAUUGUUUAUUGUUAAACGCCGCACUCAGCAAUAUUCCAACUUUCUGAUGGCUGUAUGUAAAUAAUCGAGUCUGGACCAAUUAAUCCUACGAGUGACAUUGUGAGCAACGAUC
This is a messenger RNA of Haliotis rufescens (red abalone), 2035 nucleotides long. RefSeq names its product green-sensitive opsin-2-like. The transcript has 2 exons. Bases 272 to 1246 code for a protein of 324 amino acids. The record is from RefSeq and is a predicted model, not a curated record. Gene Ontology annotation, molecular function: G protein-coupled receptor activity. Lineage: Eukaryota; Metazoa; Mollusca; Gastropoda; Lepetellida; Haliotidae. Gene Ontology annotation, biological process: G protein-coupled receptor signaling pathway. Gene Ontology annotation, cellular component: membrane.